Geodia barretti is the source of this 2799-nucleotide messenger RNA. The record is from the annotation of a GenBank genome assembly. Lineage: Eukaryota; Metazoa; Porifera; Demospongiae; Tetractinellida; Geodiidae.
CGCGGCGGCAUUUGCAAACUACAAAGAAUUCCAUAAAGUGGUCGCCACUUGACUCCGACUUUAUUUUCGUGGCUAUCAACAGUUUUCAUUGUUACUUUGAGUGGAACCGCAAGAUGAAUCGCAGACAGGGAAUGAUCUUAGUAGAGAGCUCGAGCGGGGAAUACGACACGCUGGCCAAACUGCACGAACUCGCAGCGACGGACAGCGAGAGCGAAGGAGAGGGGGCGGUGGACUAUGGGCUGGUGGAGUCCUCCUCGCCGUCCAGCGGAGACGAUGGCUCCUACCACAGCGACAACGACGAAUUAGCCGAGUAUUGGGAUCCUUACUGUAAGUCUCCGCGGCGGGCCGACCGCACCGUGUGCGAAUUAGCUAUAUACUAGCUCAGAUGAACUGCAGCUACGCUACUCAAGACGAUUGUAGUUCGUUCGUAGCAUAAUUAUUAGACAGUUGCGGUAGCUGCAUGUGUGGGGUUUAGAAUGCUAGCUACUGGUACUUCGACUUUCAAGGCACUCGUAAACAAAUCCCGGUGCACUGGGGACUCUAAUUUGCGGUGCUUGAGGUCUUGAGGUGGUUUGUGGUCAACGCAAGAGGUUUACCCUGCCCGUGAAUAUUAUGGUGGCCUGUCUUUUCCUCAGUGUACCAGUUACAGUUGAAGGCACCAUCUCCUCGGUGUGUUCCCUGCUCUGCAGAGGUGAGUCCAGGGGAGGAUUUUGCUGCCAGAGCUCUCAUCAUACUCCCAAUCUCUGCAUGUGCACUCUCCCUAUUGAGUUGUGGUCGGCUUUUGUCUGCCGAUCUCAGCUCCAUGCCAGCAGUCUUUAAUAUACAAUUCCCUCCCCCUUCUCCCUCCCUCUCCUCUCUUUCUUUCCCUCAGCUCCCAGGCUGCCCUGCCUACUACGGAGAAGAGUAAGUGUAAUGCGAAGUGGCUGUGAUACAAUAUGAUCGUCUGCUGUCCCCAUAGGUUCCAUGGCAGUAUCUCACGAGAGGAGACCAGUAAACUCCUGGGUACAACUGAGGGUAACUAUCUUGUCCGCAGUGGCCUCAGCCAUGCUGGCUCCUACAGCCUGUCCUUUGUAUUUGGUGGGCAGGUGAGGCACUACAGACUCUACUAUGAUGCUGAGGAGAAGCGCCAUCUUGUAGGUGAGAAACCAUUUGACACAAUCGAGGACCUGGUUCAAGAUGGACUCAUUACUCUGUACAUGGAGGCCAACAAUGUGGAGGAAUAUCUUCAGACUGCUCGCAGGAGGACUCGUCGACUCACCACCUCUUCCUCAUCCUCCUAUUCCUCCCUCCCUCCUAUCACACUCCCCAGACCACACCCCCAGGCCUCCGCCAAACCAGAGCCGCUACUGGAAGAAGCAGAAGAAGCCACACCCUCUCCUCCACCCCAUUCCCCAGCUCUCAUCUCCCCUCCACCGGCCUCCUGUGAACCGUCCCUCCCACGAGAAGAGAGAGAGAGGUCUAGAUCUGUUAGUGUGUCCAGUGGGUCUUCAGAGCACAGUCUGAGAGUGAGGAGACCCAGAGCCUAUGAUGAGGUGGAGGACAUCACAUUCGGACAGCACAGAGUAUCGCAGUACAAACAAAACAAGCAGAAUUCUCUCUUCUAUUUCCACUACGACAAGCCUCACAGCUUCAAGUUGCACAACUAUAUUGGCCUAGCAUGGUGCGAAUUUUGCCGUAACUUCAUGUGGGGUCUGAGAAACCAAGGUUACCGUUGCAAAGAUUGUGGGUACAAUGUUCACAAGCAGUGUCGCGGGGAGACGGGUCUGGACUGCCAGCCAUCUCGACUGCUGGUCAAGAGAGUCUACUGUGUGGAACUGACCACUCUGGUCAAGAUGCAUGGAACCAAGGUCCCUGUAGUGGUCAGCAGCUGCAUCGAGGAGGUGGAAAAGAGAGGGCUGGGUCUGGAGGGGCUGUACAGAGUGUCAGGGAUGACUAGUGAAGUGUUGAAGAUCAAGAAGGAAUUCGACAGAGAUGCCAGUGCGGACCUGCAGGCCUACGUUGACCCACAUGCCAUCACUGGAGCUCUCAAACUGUACCUCAGAGAACUGCCUGUCCCUCUCAUCACAUUCGACGCCUACGACAUGGCCCUUAUUGCCGCAGGUAUAUACAGUAGUCCUUGGUUUCGAGCCACACUUUAGUUUCAAGAAAGAGAGUUGUAAAGAGAGGAAAGAAGUGAGUAUUGAGCGUUUGUUGUGUUGUGUGUGCAGGUUGCAGGAGACAGGACGAGAGACUGGAGACCAUGAGCAAGGCCCUGUCCAGACUGCCCCCAGCUCACUACAAUACUCUCAGACACCUCCUCAGACAUCUCUACAAAGUGCAGAUGAUGAAGUCGGCUAACAGGAUGGAUGCCAAGAACCUGUCAGUUGUCUUUGCCCCUACCCUCAUGCGAUCCCCUGACAACACCGGAGAUCUGUCAGCUGUCCAGAAACUUCCCCACCAGAGGAAGGCAGUAGAAGUUCUCAUCACACAUUGCCACAAACUCUUCCAGUAUUAACACAACUCUCUCCCUCCCAUCCCUCUGAUAUAUUAUAGAGCACCAUAUAAGGCACCAUUAUAAACCCCAUGCCAUCAGCUGUAUCUGUGUAUACUGCACUGAGAAAAUCAUUAAAUUCUUGACAUAACUGAGAUAUAAUGAUGAAGGGAGUGGGUUGCUAAACUGAAGGUGUUCGAGUUCUUUCACUGGAGACCAGAGACAGGGUAUGUCUCAUCAAUCUUCUUUUACACUGCAAAAUCUUGUGAUGAAGAGGCAGACACCUUCUUUUGUGGACACAACAGGUCAGGUUAGGUAUCCCUGGCAUG